Aspergillus mulundensis is the source of this 813-nucleotide messenger RNA. RefSeq names its product Bax inhibitor-1 family protein. NCBI's taxonomy places the organism in Eukaryota, Fungi, Ascomycota, Eurotiomycetes, Eurotiales, Aspergillaceae. The coding region runs from base 1 to 813 and encodes 270 amino acids. Gene Ontology annotation, cellular component: membrane. The transcript has 3 exons. The record is from RefSeq and is a predicted model, not a curated record.
AUGGCGGCAAACGCCAGAUACGAGCCGGCUCCUCAGCGAGACUCGUUCGAGGAUCAGCAUUACACCCAAGCCCCGCCCUCUUAUCAGGCUACUGCGCAAGAGCCUCUGCCUCGCAGCGAGGAUGACAACGUUCCCGAUGACUUCAAGUUCGGCGGCACCGUCGCGGAGGGCACUUUGCCCAUCCGUAUGCAGUUCAUCCGCAAGGUCUAUGCGAUCCUCACCGUCCAACUACUCCUCACAACCGUCAUGAGCUCGAUCUCAUUCUUCAGCCCCAGCUACUGCGAAUGGAUCCGUGGCAAUGUUUGGCUCAUGAUGGUCUCCGUCUUCGGCGCCUUCGGAUUCCUGCUCAUAACAUACUGGAAGCGCAAGAGCUAUCCCGCAAACCUUCUCUUCCUCUCCGCGUUCACCAUUCUUGAAGCCUACUCCAUCAGCGUGGUCACAUCGUACUAUCAGCCCCGGAUCGUGGUGCAGGCCCUCAUCUUGACUCUGGGCUUGUUUGUAGGUCUCACCCUCUUCGCGUGCCAGACCAAGUACGACUUUACCAACUGGAUGCCGUACCUGUUUGGUGCACUGUGGUUCCUUAUCCUGUUUGGGUUCGUGUCCGUGUUUGUUCCUUACAACAGCACCAUGGACCUCAUCUACGGUGGCCUGGCUGCCUUGAUCUUCUCAGGCUACAUUUUGGUGGACACCCAGCUUAUCAUGCGCCACUACCAUGUUGAGGAGGAGAUUGCGGCCUCGAUUUCGCUCUACCUUGAUAUCCUCAACCUGUUCUUGGCUAUUUUGCGGAUCCUGAACAACCAGAACAACAACUGA